Messenger RNA from Daktulosphaira vitifoliae (grape phylloxera), 1922 nucleotides. RefSeq lists its product as uncharacterized. Lineage: Eukaryota; Metazoa; Arthropoda; Insecta; Hemiptera; Phylloxeridae. The transcript is spliced from 2 exons. The record is from RefSeq and is a predicted model, not a curated record. Bases 71 to 1786 code for a protein of 571 amino acids.
UUUUACAUUUCUGUUAUAACUCACAUUUUAGCUGAAUACUGUUUUACCUUUAAUUUUAAAGUUUGUUAAUAUGAGCAUAUCCAUUUUAAUUAAAUUUUUCAAUUUACUAUCAUUUUCUUUGGCAUUGUCACAUUUAGAGCUGCAUUGUAAUUUUUCCAAUUACAUGUUAAAUUUUUUCAAACAUAAUGAGAAAUAUUUGAUUAAACUCGAAAAACAAAACAAAAUUUUUCCAGUUACCUUAAAUGAACUAAAAACUUAUGGUGAAGCUUUACAAACACAUGGAAAUAUUGUUAUGGCUAUGUUGGACGCACUACAUUUAAUGGAUCUAAAAUCUAUUCCAAAUGAUUUGAUGACAAUCAAUUUAUACUUUAACAAUGUUUCAGGAUCUUUAAUGUUUGUCGCUAGAAAUAAUGUAGGUAACUACGAUAUGAAUCAUACAAAUAUAAUUAAAGGGUAUAAAAUGCUUCACCAAGUAAUGGUUGAACGUCUGGAAAACUUCAUUAAUAAUCAUUGUUUAGAAGUCACUGUCGAAGAAGAAUUUAUCAAAUGUCCGGACUAUAACACACCUGGUAAUUAUAAUAUAAAAUUUCUACGUUCCAUAGCCGGAAAUCUCAAAAACAGAAUAACAAAUUCAAAUCAAAACCUAAAUGACUAUAAUGAACAUGACGUAAAACUUAAAGAAAGUGAGGUAUUGAGUGUACUAAUAUCAUCACUUAAAUCAAAUAGCUACAGGAACUUCGACCCAAAAAAUUUAUUUUUCUAUGAUUUAUUUUCUCGUCAAGAUAAUAAACAAUUUCAUAUGAUAGAUAUUAAUAAUUUAGUACAUUGCAUUAUGGAAAAUGGAGACGUUAUAGAUCUAUUGAGAUAUACAACAUAUAAAGAGAAAUGCUCAGAUUCUGUUUUUUCAACUGUAUUCUGUGUAUUCCGUUAUAUUUUAUAUAGUUUUGACAGUACAUACGUAUUAAAAUUUCAGGAAUUAAUGUUAACAGCUUCAUUUCAACCUUUGGGUGUUCUUAUCCGAUCAUAUUGUUUAUUCGUGAAGAAUUAUAUAACAUCAGUUAAAUUACAAGCUAUAAAACUAAAUAAAUUAAAUAAAAAGCAACUAAUAACUAUUGGUGAAAGUAUUGUGAACAAUUUAAAUUGUUUCCUUGAAUUAGAUUUGUAUAGAGGUUUUUCACUAAAUAUCAUUACAAAAACAUAUAAUAGUUUGAAUAAAUUAAUCAACUAUUAUGAACAAACGAAUGUUCACUAUGAUCAGACACUAGAUAGGAUUCCUGCAUCAAUACGACAUUUUUUAAUGAUUAAUAAAUUGUGUCAUAGUAAUAGUUUUUUUAAAGCGAGAACAGUUGGAGAUGGAAAUGUUUACAGCAUAUACUCAAAGAUAGAAAAAUAUUCACUUAAAGUUUCGGAAUAUAUAACACGAUUAAAAAAUUUUAAAAAUAUGUUUGACACUAUUAAUAACACUUAUUAUUUUGAAUAUCUAUACAUCAGAAAGUACAAGGACUUUAUUAAUGAUUACAAUCGAAAAUAUAUUUGCAACAUUGACAAAUAUACUGAUUUUUAUAAGAAACAGAAGGAUGAAGUUAAAACUACAGUCGAUCAAGUUGUAAAUGAUGAAUUUGAGUUUGAUGUUGACGAUCUAAUAAAUGAUUUCUAUUUUGAUUUCGAUGUCAGUCAGGAAAUUCAAAAUCAUCAGUUUAAACAAACUACAAAUGAAACUUCUAAAAGAGAGCCUGUAUUCUCACCGAAGUACAUGACUGACUACAUACCUUAUAACUUAUUAUAAAAAAAAAAUUAGGAUACUUUUCUCAAAAUUUAAUCUAAAAUCUUUAUAAAUUUAUCAAUUUAAAAUACAUAAAUAGUUUUGUUUCAUUUUUAGUUUAGAAUAACUGUAAAGUAAUAAAUUAAAUUUCAAGAUGUAA